AAAAAAGAAAUAAAGGGCGUAAAAAGUUGUAGGAAACAGAAAGCAGAAACAGAGAGAAGGCAAUCUAAAAAAAAAAAGACAUGGCGUGUGUUGGGUGUUGGUGUGCUCCUGGUCCUCCGACGUCAGCGAGACGUCCCAAUUCCAUGAGCCACCCGUCAGUUUUAUGCAACACUUUAAGACUAGAAACUACUUCAUCCAGAUUCAGACUCAGCACGCUUCUUCGCAGCAACAACAGCCAGCAUAAGAAACAAUCAUGUUUUGGCAAUAGUAAUAUUCAACAACAACAAGAGGAAGAAUGCGGAGGAGCUCGAAGAAGACAAAUUUUGAUUGGGACGACCACAUUGUUUGCUGCUGCAUCUUGUUUUCCGGCAAUUGUUUGGGAUGCGUCGGCAGCGUCGGUGGACAACAACAAUAGCAACAACAAUACUAUUUCAGAUGCGGUGCCUGAGGGUUUCCGUCUCUACACUGAUGAUGUGAACAAGUUCAAGAUAUUGAUUCCCAAAGACUGGAAAGUAGGGACUGGAGAGCCAAAUGGAUUUAAAUCCGUAACCGCUUUCUACCCAGGAGAGGCUUCUAGCUCUAAUGUUAGCGUUGUCAUCACUGGGAUAGGCCCUGAUUUUACAAAGAUGGAAUCUUUUGGCAAAGUUGAAGAGUUUGCCGAGACUCUGGUAAGCGGAUUAGAUAGGAGCUGGCAAAGACCCCCAGGAGUCACUGCGAAACUUCAAGAUUCCAAAGCCAAAAAUGGAUUUUAUUACAUCACGUACUCGCUGCAAAAUCCUGGUGAAAGUCGUAGAUAUCUGCUGUCGGCACUUGGGAUGUCCUCCAACGGCUAUUACAACAAAUUAUAUACAGUCACCGGACAGUUCGUAGAGGAAGAAUCAGAGAAAUACAGUACCCAAAUUGAGAAGGCAGUCACAUCCUUUAGGUUCCUUUGAGAAUAGAACCAAAGCCACAAACAGAAGAAAGAACAUAUUAUAUAUAUAUAUAUAUAUAUGGAUUUUCAGUUCCUACCAGUUUAGUUAUUUUUCUGUUUUUCCUAAAUAAUAGUUAUAAUUGUCAUGGUAAAUAUUUUAUUCAUUUCAAUCAAUAACACCCGGCCAACUGUAAUAUGCAUUUUUCC
Ziziphus jujuba (common jujube) is the source of this 1120-nucleotide messenger RNA. Its product is annotated as psbP domain-containing protein 3, chloroplastic. The record is from RefSeq and is a predicted model, not a curated record. Lineage: Eukaryota; Viridiplantae; Streptophyta; Magnoliopsida; Rosales; Rhamnaceae. Gene Ontology annotation, molecular function: calcium ion binding. The transcript has 10 exons. Gene Ontology annotation, biological process: photosynthesis. The coding region runs from base 81 to 935 and encodes 284 amino acids. Gene Ontology annotation, cellular component: extrinsic component of membrane; photosystem II; photosystem II oxygen evolving complex.